GGCUGACAAGCAAUCCGUUCGUGGUUGGAGAUGUUGUCUCUGGCUUGAGAUAUCCAUGCGCAAGCUGACUAUGUUUUUUUUUAUCCGUACUAAUUACUGCUAGACACUUCUAGUCAUUUCUAAUUGUGUGGCCAAAAUUUUCGAAUCAACAAAAUGUCAAAUCUGGAGCAAAAAUACGCGCUUCUUGAAGACGAUACAGGGAGCGAACAUGAAUCUCAGGACUUUGAUCAUCCAUCACCAAAAACAACACGGAAAUCAAGCAAUACAAUACUUCUCGCUGGAUGGACGCUUUUUUGGGUUUUGAAUUGUGCGAUUCUGGGCAUUCAGUGUUUCAGGCUCAUGAAUAAACUAGAGAAACUCGAACGGACUGAAUUUGCUGGUCUCAAGCGUAAUGUACCUGUCCCUUGGUCAGUCUACGGCCCUUACGAUAACCGAAGUGACCCUGAAGCUACCGACAAAGAAUGGGAAAAAAUUAGCAACAUACGUCUGGGUGUAAUUGCCCUGCCUGAUUCUUAUGUUGAAGAAAAGGGUCUUCAUAAAGCUCAAAGAUUUCCAUGGGAUGAAUCAAAAGGCGUCUACCUCAUAAAUGCAUAUCAUAACCUCCAUUGCCUGUUGAAACUUAGGACUUCUUUGCUGGAGUUCCACCGCGGAGAAGAACAAAGCGGCAGCUUUGCGCACGUAACUCACUGCCUUGAUGCUCUCAGACAAGACAUCAAAUGCAAUGCGGACGAUACACCUCGAUGGUCUGGCUAUGGACAUCGUAUCACCGGGGUUGAUCAGGUCCGUAUGUGUCGUAAUUGGGAUCUUCUAGACGAAUGGUCUAAGACCUUUCCCUCAUGUUGGAAUAAGAUUCCAUCUAUUGAGGAUAUAAAUGAGCGCUUCUCUUAUUGCCCUGUAGACUCUCCCUAUGCGGAUCGGAUAAUUGAAACUCUUGGUAGUAAAAAUCACUUAGGCGAAUAAGCGAAGGAGUGCGGUUGAUACUUGGCUUUAGACGAUUAUGAAUUACGGAUUA
Botrytis cinerea B05.10 is the source of this 1012-nucleotide messenger RNA. RefSeq lists its product as hypothetical. The record is from RefSeq and is a predicted model, not a curated record. Lineage: Eukaryota; Fungi; Ascomycota; Leotiomycetes; Helotiales; Sclerotiniaceae. The transcript has 3 exons. Bases 154 to 960 code for a protein of 268 amino acids. Gene Ontology annotation, biological process: mycotoxin biosynthetic process.